This is a messenger RNA of Pyricularia grisea, 1716 nucleotides long. RefSeq lists its product as uncharacterized. The transcript has 5 exons. NCBI's taxonomy places the organism in Eukaryota, Fungi, Ascomycota, Sordariomycetes, Magnaporthales, Pyriculariaceae. Bases 475 to 1026 code for a protein of 183 amino acids. Gene Ontology annotation, cellular component: cytoplasm; plasma membrane. Gene Ontology annotation, molecular function: GTPase activity; GTP binding. Gene Ontology annotation, biological process: vesicle-mediated transport; intracellular protein transport. The record is from RefSeq and is a predicted model, not a curated record.
GUGCAUGCCCGGCUCCGAUUCGACCAACUGCGAAAGAGACCAGAUCCGCUUUCCCUUUGCUGCUCUCCAUCCUCUCCGUCUUCAAUUCCCACACCGACUUGACUUGGACCACGACACGGCAUUCACCCGCCAUUUACGACAGCCAAACACGUAUCGCGUAGUUCGAUACAAAACGAAAAAAGUGCCCCAUAUCUGUCCUUUCCAACCUCCUUGUUAAUACGACUUGCGCCAACACCGCAAACCGGCCCCGGUUAUUCCCUCCUUCUUAAUUUGCUACCUAGUCAUUGUUAGAGUUCGAAUAAUCGCUUCAUCAUUGGACCUCGACGACGGCAACAGACAGAGACCUAGCUGUUGGUGUCAAAACAAACCGCCAACUGACCUUUUACAUUCUAGAAUCCAGCCUUUACAUAGCGAAGGGCUUUUUAUCACCGCGUCAAUACACUUUCGCAAACUUAAUUCACACAAACCGCCAAGAUGGGUCUCAGCAUCAGCAAGUUGUUCGACAGGCUGUGGGGGAAGAAGGAGAUGAGAAUUUUGAUGGUCGGUCUCGAUGCCGCCGGUAAAACCACGAUUCUGUACAAGCUGAAGCUCGGCGAGAUCGUCACCACCAUUCCUACCAUCGGCUUCAACGUCGAGACCGUCGAGUACAAGAACAUUCAAUUCACCGUGUGGGAUGUUGGUGGUCAGGACAAGAUUCGUCCUCUGUGGAGACACUACUUCCAGAACACCCAGGGUAUCAUCUUCGUCGUCGACUCGAACGAUCGCGACCGUAUUGUUGAGGCACGCGAGGAGUUGCAGCGCAUGCUGAAUGAGGAUGAGCUGCGGGAUGCUAUCUUGCUUGUCUUUGCCAACAAGCAGGAUUUGCCGAAUGCCAUGAACGCUGCCGAGAUCACAGACAAGCUUGGUCUCCACAGCUUGAGACAACGCGCUUGGUACAUCCAAUCGACCUGCGCUACCUCUGGUGACGGUCUCUACGAGGGUCUCGAAUGGCUGGCUACCACCCUGCGCAAGGCAGGCCACCAGUAAAGAAAGCAGAGCGCGGGUAUUGUCUCCUCCCUCGGUCAGCGUCAAGAUUCGGUUGUACUUCGGCCAAGUUUUCCAUCAGAACAAUCGAUUAGCCUUUUUCCUUCCUUCUCAACAACACCCCAAUCCAUGAACCUGCAUAAACGUGGUGGUCUCUGUCUGGUCCUUGAUCCUCAGAAACAAAAAAAAGUGCAGAAAGCCGCAUUAUCUAGAGGGACUUUUUUAGUAUUCGCUAUUUUUCUCAUUCCUGCUUUUUUCUACGCGCGACUGCUGCCUUUUUUGGUCAAAGAAUGAAACGAUUUCUUUUUCUCUCUUUCUGUGGUAUUCGUUUCCGGGAAGAAAGGGGCGCGUUGGGGUUGGAAUCUUUCUGUACAUUUUGAAACAACGGCGGAAUGUGUUUUUUGUGUCUGCCCUCUUUUUGUGAUUCCCCUCCAUGAGUAGAGCUAUGGGGAUACAGAAGGAGAGUUACGCAGCCUCUUAACGAUCAUUUUGCUCUUUUUUCAACUUUUGGUCUCUUUUGCCUGGAUUGUUCCUCAAAACUUGAAUGUAUGCACAGUACGACCCGAUGUCGUUGAUAGUGAGAUGUGUGCAUGCAGAGUAGUGCCCUCCUUUUUGCUUUCCAGACUUAUCCACAAUGAACUUUUGUUAUUUAUCUAGGUAUUCGAUCAGUCAAUCGCUUUUUUUUUCUUUUCU